AAUGAGAAUUUUUUUUAAGAGACUCAGGGGGAUUGGGUAGAAUACUUGAAGGUCUAGUUUAGAAUGAAGUGUUUAGUUCCACCGCACCACAUUGUGUGCAUUUUGAUUUUGCCACCUUCCUUUACCGAUUGAUGAUCAUAUCUUUCCUUUACAAUCUGAUUUUGUUUCCCAGCUUUCUCUCCUUCAAAUACAACCGACCACCAUCCAAUUCCAUUUUUUAUUAGGGUUUUCAAUUUUGUGCAUGCCGCAUCCGAGCCUGAUCAACUGUGGAAAUGGGUGCUCCAAAGCAGAAGUGGACUGCAGAAGAAGAAGCUGCCCUUAAAGCUGGGGUUCUUAAACAUGGGGCUGGAAAGUGGCGAACUAUUCUUAAAGACCCUGAGUUUAGUGAAGUCUUGUACUUACGUUCGAAUGUGGAUCUCAAGGACAAGUGGAGAAAUAUGAGCGUGAUGACGACUGGAUUCGGGUCUAGGGAGAAAUCUAGGGUAGCUCCUAAAAGAAUUCCAAUGCCAUCCACACAUGUUAAGCAAGAGGAGAACGUUACUAGUGCUAGUGAUGUUCCCCUAAGUGAUGAAGAGACUCCAGAUGUUAAGCCUGCUGUUACUCCAAGUGCUGCUAUCCAGAUUACAUUAGCCCCAAAAAGAUCCAUUGUAAGGCUGGACAACCUUAUAUUGGAAGCUAUAGUCAACUUGAAGGAACCUGGCGGUUCUAAUAAAACUGCUAUUGCUUCAUAUAUAGAGGAUCAAUAUUGGGCACCUUCUGAUUUUAAACGAGUAUUGUCUGCAAAAUUGAAGUUUUUGACAUCAAGCGGAAAGCUCAUUAAGGUUAAACGGAAGUAUCAAAUUUCACAGUCCUUUUCAAUUCCAGAGAAGAGAAAUCUUUCGAUGCUUGGCCAGGAAGGCAGGCAGUUGAGUCUGCCAAAAAUAGACAGGGAUGAAUUAUCUAUGCUAAAAUCUCAGAUUGAUCUGGAGCUUGCUAAGAUGAGAAGCAUGACCCCAGAAGAAGCUGCUGCUGCUGCUGCUCGUGCUGUAACUGAGGCAGAGAUUGCUAUAGCAGAAGCUGAACAAGCAGUCAGGGAAGCGGAUGAAGCCGAAGCAGAUGCACAAGCAGCACAAGCAUUUGCAGACGCAGCAGCUAAGAUACUUCGAGCGAGGAACGCUUCUAAGACAACGCGAGCUUAAUGAAAACUUUUUGAGGGGAUUUUGUGCAUCAUUUAUAUUUGACUAUAUAAACACACAUCGCUAGUUGCGGAGUCAUGUAAAUGUGCCUGUCAAAGUACAAUUUUGGUCUCAUUGGAAUCUUGGUAACUAUGUUUGUAAACAUUUUUAUGUAUUUUUCUGCCGCCAUGUUCGUUUGGCUGUCGCAGGAUGGUAUCCCCAAGGUAAGCAGUGUUGUAGUUCUUUUGCAGGUCCUGUGGACUGUUACCCUCCUGCAAUCAUUUAUAUACGUUACAUAGUAUUGUUGUUGCAAUAUAUUUGUAAAUUAAACCACAGAAUAAUUGAUGAUGUUGUGCUUUCAAACUUUCGAAUUUCUGUAAA
Amaranthus tricolor (Joseph's coat) is the source of this 1535-nucleotide messenger RNA. Its product is annotated as telomere repeat-binding factor 1. The record is from RefSeq and is a predicted model, not a curated record. Gene Ontology annotation, biological process: nucleosome assembly. NCBI's taxonomy places the organism in Eukaryota, Viridiplantae, Streptophyta, Magnoliopsida, Caryophyllales, Amaranthaceae. Gene Ontology annotation, cellular component: nucleosome. The transcript has 7 exons. The coding region runs from base 273 to 1178 and encodes 301 amino acids. Gene Ontology annotation, molecular function: double-stranded telomeric DNA binding.